AUGCUCUACAUUUUAUGUCAGGCUGGUUCGAGGUCUUCGGCAUACUUUGAAGAUGUGCUGGGUGAAAGCAGUUUGCUUCAUCUCUGCUCUUCCGGGCAGUGCGAACACGGCUUGCAGGAGCUUGGCGGCUGCCGAUCGCUGUCUCCAUCCUUUACAUUGCCCACGCCAUGUCUUUGGGGGCUGAGAAGGUCCACAGACCGAUCUGUCUGUCGGAAUGCGGUUCCAGACUACAGCAGCAUGAACGUCAAAGAGCUCAAGGCCCGCCUCCGGGAGCUGGGUCUCAAGCUGGAAGGCCGCAAGGCCGUUCUCAUAGAGCGCCUGCAAGCGCAUGAUGCAGAUGCAUCAGAGGACGAAGACGGCUCCUCGUCUUCGCGUUACUUAGACGACCAGGGCCUCCUUCCGGACGGCACCUACAUGUGCCUGGAUGGAAAAGCCCGCACAGGAGACUGGGAGAAAGCUCGGAGGGAGAACCCCGACGACCUCAACUGGCUCACCGAAUGGGUGGUGGCCGCCCGAACGGGCCAACUGGAGAAGAAGAAGUGA
Molecule: messenger RNA, 543 nt
Organism: Symbiodinium necroappetens
Lineage: Eukaryota; Dinophyceae; Suessiales; Symbiodiniaceae
Source: the annotation of a GenBank genome assembly